Molecule: messenger RNA, 930 nt
Organism: Letharia columbiana
Lineage: Eukaryota; Fungi; Ascomycota; Lecanoromycetes; Lecanorales; Parmeliaceae
Exons: 3
Coding region: 1-930 (309 amino acids)
Cellular component (GO): mitochondrion
Molecular function (GO): guanine nucleotide transmembrane transporter activity
Source: RefSeq, a predicted model, not a curated record
AUGGCUCCGCAGGUGGUGGAGACCGUCGCCAGUUCCGCUGCAAAAGAGUUCAAGAAAGAAUCGGCCGCUGCCAGACUCUUGGGGUCGGGAUCCGCUGGGAUCGCCGAACUCGCCAUAUUCCACCCAGUUGAUACCAUCGCCAAACGAUUGAUGAGCAACCAAGGAAAAGUCGCAUCAGCUGCUAGACUAAAUGAAGUGGUUUUCAGAGAUACAGCUCAUGCGACAGUUGGGAAGAAAUUUACCUCUUUAUUUCCGGGGCUGGGUUAUGCUGCAGGAUAUAAGGUGCUGCAACGCAUAUACAAGUAUGGCGGCCAGCCAUUCGCAAGAGACUAUCUAGCAUUACAUCACGGAGACCAGUUCGACCGAACGUUUGGAAAGGGUAACGGGAAGGCAAUCAUGCAUGCGACUGCCGGAAGCUUCAUCGGCAUAGGCGAAAUCGUCCUCCUCCCACUCGACGUCCUGAAAAUUAAACGCCAAACCAACCCCGAGGCCUUCCGCGGCCGCGGUGUCUUCCGAAUAGUAGCGGACGAAGGCAUGGGACUCUACCGCGGCGCCGGCUGGACCGCCGCCCGUAACGCCCCCGGCUCGUUCGCUCUCUUUGGUGGUUCAGCAGCCGCGAAACAAUACCUGUACAAACUCGAUGAUUAUAACUCAGCCGGCUUCAUGCAGAACUUCGUUGCCUCAAUCGCUGGUGCAACCGCCUCCUUGCUUGUGUCGGCCCCGUUGGAUGUGAUUAAAACGAGGAUACAGAAUCGGAAUUUCGAGAAUCCGGAGAGCGGAUUCAAGAUUGUGGGGAGCAUGAUGAAGAAUGAAGGGUUUACGAGUUUCUUCAAGGGGUUGACGCCGAAGUUGUUGAUGACCGGCCCGAAACUGGUGUUUAGCUUUUGGCUUGCGCAGACGCUGAUACCGGCAUUCAAUACGAUUGUAUAG